AUGACGGGGGAUGGUGUGAACGAUGCGCCAUCCUUGAAGAAGGCCGAUGAUGGAAUUGCCGUUGAGGGAUCGUCCGAGGCUGCUCAGGCGGCAGCUGAUACCGUCUUCCUGGCUCCGGGUCUCAGUACUAUUAUCCUGUCGAUCAAGACUUCUCGCCAGACCUGUCUCUCGUGGCAGCUCGUCGGCGCUAUCCUCGGCGUCGACGCCCUCGCCACUAUAUUCACCCUCUUCGGCUGGCUGUCCGGCAGAGGCGGCGGCGUAAUAGAGACCACACCGCACACCUCGUUUGCCAACUCCCACAACGGCUGGACUGACAUCGCGACCGUGGUCGUCAUCUGGGCAUACUCCAUCGGCGUGCUUAUAUUCAUUGCCAUCGUGUAUCUCGCGCUCAACAGCUUCUCGUGGAUCAACAACCUCGGGCGCAAGGACCGCAACAAAAAGGAUACGCAGAUCGAGGACAUCAUCGGUCAUAUCAAUAAGCUUGCCAUUGAGCAUGAGCUGGACCCCAAGACUGGCCGCGACAAGUACCUCAUCGUGGAGAAGGAGGCUGCCGAUGAAGAAGAUAUAUGA
Daldinia decipiens is the source of this 570-nucleotide messenger RNA. RefSeq lists its product as uncharacterized. Gene Ontology annotation, cellular component: plasma membrane. The transcript is spliced from 4 exons. NCBI's taxonomy places the organism in Eukaryota, Fungi, Ascomycota, Sordariomycetes, Xylariales, Hypoxylaceae. Gene Ontology annotation, molecular function: P-type proton-exporting transporter activity; ATP binding; ATP hydrolysis activity. The record is from RefSeq and is a predicted model, not a curated record. Gene Ontology annotation, biological process: proton transmembrane transport; regulation of intracellular pH. Bases 1 to 570 code for a protein of 189 amino acids.